CUCCAUUUUUCUUUUCUCACUCCUAAAUCCACAUGCAUAUGUUCUUUUUCCCUUUUGCAAAAUUAUUAUAGAGCCCUCUUUUUGUCUCAUAGUGAAGUAUUACUCAAUCUUGAUCAAUUCAGUUAGAUCUCUAGAAAAAAAAUGGUAAUUCAUCUCAUGGGUUGUUUGAACUUGGUAUAUCUUUCCAACUCAUUUGGGUUGUAGAUAAGUGGGUUUUGUUCAAGAUAAGAUGGGAGAGACUACUGCUUCAAAUUCUGCUUUGCAAGUGUCUGUUUCUUUUGGUAGAUUUGAGAAUGAUUCUUUGUCAUGGGAGAGAUGGUCUUCUUUUUCUCCAAAUAAGUACUUGGAAGAAGUUGAGAAGUGUGCCACACCUGGAUCAGUAGCACAGAAGAAAGCUUACUUUGAAGCUCAUUACAAGAAGAUUGCUGCUCGGAAAGCCGAAUUGUUGGCUCAAGAGAAGGAAAUUCAGAAGGAUUCUUUCAGAUCAGAAGAUCAAAAUGGUAUAGAUCUGAGUAGUAACGGCAAAGAUAACACUUGUGAGACUGAUUCAGAAUUCAGUAUAUCUAAAGUUCAAGGUCAUACUAAGGAACGCGUUAAGCAAGAAAUCGGAAUCAGCCCGGUUGGUGAAACCAGCCAGAGUCGAGUGGGUGAUUUGAAGGAGGAGGUUGCGGUUAAUACAGAUUAUCAAAGUUCACCGGUUGAGGUGGUCUCUAACAAAGAGGAAGAAAGUGGAUCACAUGGUUCCUACAAGAUAGAUGAGCCUAAAGAAGAUGUGUGUAUAAAACUAGAAGAAACUCUCGACGUUGUUGAAGCCGAAGAUGUGAAAGAAAUCUCACAUGUUGUAUACAAGGAAACAGAAAAGGCUACACAAGUUGAAGAAAAAGUUGUGAAAUUGGAUCAUCCAAAUGAAUCUAAGGUUAUCUCUGUCAACAGGGAAAAUAAUGUAGCCAAAACAAAGAAGAAACCGGUGCAACCAAAAUCUAAGGCAUCUCAAAUUUCGACGCCAAGAAGUUCAAAGCCGACAUCAAAUCCAACUAAAACUUCGACGUCUGCCUCUUCAACUAAAAAAGGAAAUUCGUCAUCUUUACCUAAGAGACGGAUUACUUCCAGUAUGGAGAACAAAAAAGUUGCUAACCGAUCUUUGCACAUGUCUAUGAGCUUAGGUUCCGAUCCAGUUCCUCAUACCGCUAUGAGGAAAUCUCUCAACAUGGAGAGCAUGGGGGAUAAGGAUAAGGACAUAGUCAAACCAGUUCCUCCUACCACUAUGAGGAAAUCUCUCAUCAUGGAGAGUAUGGGAGAUAAGGACAUAGUCAAACGAGCAUUUAAGACAUUCCAGAACGGUUUCAACCAGCUGAAAACUUCCGGCGAAGUAGACAGAUCUUUAGUAAAAAAACAGGUUCCUUCAAGGGGGACUGCGUCAAAGGUUUCAACAUCUACAACUUCGCGUAAAGAAAAUGGACGGCCAACUACGGUUGAGAGGAUGGAUAAAAGAAGUGGAAAUGCUUCACGAACUUUGGGCCCAAAAAGUGACACUAAAACAGAGAAAGGGAAAGAGUCCUCAAGAAAAAUAGAGGAAAAACAUAAUGCAAAUGAGGUACAAAGAACACGUCUCCAAACAAAAUUGAAGGAGGAAAAAGAGGCAGAAAUGAAAAAGCUAAAACAUGAUUUCAAGGCCACACCCCUACCAACUUUUAAUCGUGGUCAAAAAGCAUCAAAAAGUCGCACAGAAAAGGGUGAUGCUAAAACUGAGAACCGUCGGUAGCUGCACAAAUGGUGAAGGUAAAGAGAGGAGUAAAGAAAUAGAAGCUAAAUACAUCAGUGUGUAUGGUAGUAGUAUGUGUUCAGGGAAAAUGUCAAUGGAGACAAUACAGCACUAUAUGAUAUUCUAGUUUAGUAAGCAACAGUGGAGCAAUGUUCUUCUAGUUAAAUAGUAGGAGCUUAAUCAUGAACAUGGUGAGGAGUAGGAGGAAGGAGUAUGCAUCAUUUAUUGAUGACAAAUUUCCUCUUCAUGCCUUUCUAUGAAAUUCGAACUAGAAAUGUUAUUGUAUGAUAUCCGUAAUAAUGUUGAAAAAUGCAUAUAUUUUCUUGCAA
This is a messenger RNA of Vicia villosa (hairy vetch), 2091 nucleotides long. RefSeq names its product protein WVD2-like 7. NCBI's taxonomy places the organism in Eukaryota, Viridiplantae, Streptophyta, Magnoliopsida, Fabales, Fabaceae. Bases 230 to 1762 code for a protein of 510 amino acids. The transcript is spliced from 8 exons. The record is from RefSeq and is a predicted model, not a curated record.